UUUCUGACUAUGAAAGGCACGGCUUUUUCUCCAUCUUCAAUUCGCAACUGUCUCACAACACAGACCUCCACUCUCAGCUCCUCCCUGUCUAUAAAAAUCCCAGCCCCUUCUUCAUCUUCAACUGGCAACUCUCCCAUAGCAACACAGACCUCCAGUCUCAGCUCUUUCUGUUUGUACAAAUCACAUCUCUUUCUCUAUCGUCGACUUGCAAAUCUCUCAGAAUAGCUAAGGUAAAUGCUAGGAGAGCACUAAAUAUGUGUUGUAAAACCAUUAAAAGACAGAGACAAUAGUCCCACAAGUCAUGACGUAGCUUAUUAAAAAACUCAAAAUGAUAUCAAAUUACUUUGUCUCCACGCUUGAGAGACGCCAACGCCAAACUUCCAAGACAAUCCCGUCGCUCCUCAAACAUCAAGCCACCCAUCACCCAGGUUUCCCUGCUGUAGCGUUUUCCACCGGUAGCAGCUAUCAAAUAUUCAUUGAGACACGCUGUGUCGGCCUCCUCUGUACCAGCUCCAUCGAAUUCCUCGUCACCUGGCUAGGUCUCGUCCAAGCUGGUCAUUCGGUCCUUUUAAUUGCGUAAGUCAUCCACCCUUAACAAAAACUCUGACAUCAAUAGACCUCAAUCUCCAUCUGCGAUAAAUUCUCUUUGCAAAUCAUGCAAUGUAUCACGACUAUAUCAUGACGUAGCCUAUUCCAGUCUCGCCAAGGAAUCGGGAAUUCAGGCACUUCCGAUUCCAAAACCCGGAAUAUUCAAAGAAAGUGAAGUCUCAUCUAAUGACAUUGCAUUCAUCCAUCAUUCCUCUGGAACCUCCGGCAACCCCAAACCAAUCCCACAAACCCACCACGGAGCCGUUGGCGUCUUACCAUCCUUGAAUGGCCAAAAUGCUGCAACCUUCACGACCACCCCUCUCUACCAUGGAGGUAUUGCUGAUUGUCUCAGAGCAUGGACAAGCAAUGCUCUCAUUUGGCUUUUCCCCGGCGAUAUUCCCAUAACUUCGACUACAAUCCUAUCUUGCCUAGAAAUUGCCGGGAGGGUUGAUCCCCCAGUGCGAUAUUUUUCCAGCGUUCCAUACGUCCUACAAAUGCUGUCCGAAACUCCCGAAGGUCUCCAAGCACUGCAAAGCAUGGAAUUAGUAGGAGUUGGUGGAGCGGCUCUUCCAGAAUCCGUGGGAAACCAACUGGUCAGCGAAAAUGUCAAUCUGGUAUCCCGAUUCGGCAGUGCAGAAUGCGGGUUUCUACUCUCCUCUCACCGGGACUACCCAGUUGAUAAAGACUGGCAAUACCUACGAGCAAGCUCCCGUCACCUCUUCUUUGAACAACAAGAAUCCGGUCUAUCAGAACUGAUAGUCCUGCCGGACUGGCCCCACAUGGUAAAGAGAAACAGGCCCGACGGAAGCUAUGCCACCUCUGAUUUGUUUGAACCACACCCGACUCUCAAGAACGCCUGGAAGUAUCACAGCCGAAGUGACGCCCAGAUAACACUUCUCACCGGGAAGAAGUUCGAUCCAGCACCAAUAGAGGAUGAAAUCAAAUCCACGUCAGCGGUUGUCAAAGACAUCUUCAUUUUCGGAAACGGCAAGCAAAUCCCAGGAGCGAUUGUAUUUUCAGACGGCAUCCAGGCAACCGAGGCUUUGAGAGACGAAAUAUGGAAAGACUUGCAAACCACAAAUUCGAAGCAGGCAGCCCAUGCAAGAAUAACCCAGAAUAUGUUUGAAAUCAUAUGCAAACCAUAUGCUCCCCUUCAACGAAGCAGUAAAGGAACUCUACUGCGAAGUCACGUCGAAAGCAGAUAUGAGUCGAACAUCAGAGAAAUGUACGAGCCUAGUGCCACGAAAAACUUGGGUCACUUAUUACCAAUCGAGAACGUCGAUUCUACUGUCAGAAGGAUCAUCUCAGAAAUCGUUGGGGGUGAUAUUGCAGAUGAUGCCGACUUCUUCCAAUCUGGGAUAGAUUCGAUAAAGGCAGUACAGAUUCGGUCAAGACUACAGGAGGCAUUUGGUCAUAAUUGCCUUCCCUGGAAUAUCGUUUACGACUGUCAAAACGUGGAACAACUAAUCCGGUAUUUCGCUGAGGAUAAGGCCAUUGUCGGCCCUGAAAAUCCUGGCCAAGAUGUUGUGAUGACCCAACUUGCUGAGAAGUAUUCGCGAUUUGACGUCCCUAAAGCGGCAGAUCUUGCACAGACUGGAGACAGCUCUUUCACUGUUAUCUUGACUGGCGCGACCGGCGGACUCGGAGCUCAUAUCUUGAAUACACUUCAGGACAACCCUUCCGUGAAUCGUAUUGUGUGUUUAGUCCGCGCUACGGGCAACAAUGAAGCUCGGGCAAGAGUCUCGAAGAGCUUGACAGAACGCAAAUUCCCAUCAUUGUAUCCAAAUUCAGGCGACAAAGUACUCUGUAUGCCAGUACAGCUUGACCAUCCCAACUUGGGAUUAUCUGCGGAAGCCAUCUGCAAUCUGAGAAACACAGUUACGCACAUUAUUCACGCGGCAUGGGCUGUCAAUUUCUCUUUACCCCUCCAAUCUUUUGUCAAAGAACACCUCGCAGGCCUACAGAAUCUCAUAAGUCUAGCAGCCUCUUGUCGGAACUUUCAACAUUUCAUUUUUUGUUCCAGUACAGCCAGCGUGAUUGGCCAAGCCCUUUUGGAAAACGAUCUUCUGAUUCAAGAGCAAAUUUGCACGACGGCACCACCAGACGGUUCUUUGGGCUAUUCCAAGAGUAAGUGGGUUGCAGAAGCAAUUUGUUCAAAAGCCUCGGCUCUCCCACAAAUGGCUUCCAAGAUAAGCGUGGUUCGAAUUGGCCAACUCACAGGUGACACUCGAAAUGGGGUUUGGAACAGAUCAGAAGCUUGGCCAUUGAUGCUUUCCACCACCAAAGAACUCGGCUGUCUCCCUAGACUAGACGAGAAACUCAGUUGGCUUCCAGUUGAUUCUGCUGCUCGUGCAGUGGUCGACAUAUCGUUUCUAGGAGCUGCUUCACGAUCCGACAACCCAUGCACUGUAUACCAUGUGAUCAAUAACGACCGAUCAGUUUCAUGGACUGAUUUAGUAAGGUGGAUCAACAAGUUGACGGAGGAAAAGAUUUCAGUUGUUGAUCCUGGUAUUUGGCUCGCCAAACUUGAAAAGGUCGACCAUCCUGCACGGAGCCUGCUAGGUCUAUGGGAGAAAAGCUUUAAAAAAGAGGCACCAGUGCAAAGUGAUGGAUCUUCGAACACCAGACAAGUCAUUGUAUUCGACACGAAGAAUGCGACAAACGCCAGUCGAUCAAUGCAGGAUAUUCGGCCUGUGGAUGAAAUAUUGGUUGGGAAGAUCUGGAAUUGGCUGAACGAAAGUGAUUAAGAAUAUCGAGGUGGACUGUACAUACGAAACUGGAAUCACAAACAUGAGAUUGGACUAUCGUUUCUUUGACCUUGACCGUGCUAUUAAGGCUCCACCGGUUCUACUUGUAAUUUGUUGCAGGAACAAAACAUGUG
Molecule: messenger RNA, 3469 nt
Organism: Cadophora gregata
Lineage: Eukaryota; Fungi; Ascomycota; Leotiomycetes; Helotiales; Ploettnerulaceae
Exons: 7
Coding region: 1083-3335 (750 amino acids)
Source: RefSeq, a predicted model, not a curated record